GAGAAACCAAAGGCAAAGGAAAAAAUACCAUUAUGUCUGCCAGAAAGCUGGAACAAGGGGGAAGGUCUGGGGUUUGAUGGAAUAGGAGGAUUUGGCUUUGGUCUGCGUGGUACAAUCAGACUCCCUUCAUUUAAGGUGAAGAGGAAAGAACCUCCUGAAGCUGCACUUGGGGGAGAACAGAAGAGAAUUCGUCCGUCACCUUCAGUAGAUGAGGAAGAUGAAGAGUGUGAACGUGACAGAGAUGCUCUGGGUACGCCCUCAGAUCCAGCCAAAAAAGAUGCAGACCCUGUUAAUAUCCACAGAAAACCAGCAAGACCUCUGACCAGUGAGGGUGAAGAAGAAGCAGAAAGCGACGGUGAACAGGAGACUUCUUAUAAGGAAGAUGCUUUGUCUGAGAAAGAUGAAGAGCAAGAUAGCAACUCAGUUUUAGAUCUGUCCAGUAAAGAACAGCCUUUUAUUGAAGAUGAUGAUCAGUCAUCAUCGUCAUCAUCGGAGUCAGAUGAUGAGGAGACCAGUGGGAAGGAGGAG
This is a messenger RNA of Staurois parvus, 528 nucleotides long. The record is from the annotation of a GenBank genome assembly. Lineage: Eukaryota; Metazoa; Chordata; Amphibia; Anura; Ranidae.